AUGAUGCGUGAAGAAAACGAGAUUUUCUACUACGCCGCCGAGGGUUCAGUGAGUGAUUUGGAAAAACACAUCAAGAAGUACCCGAGCUCUCUUCAUAGUAAAGAUCAUCGAAAUAGAACUCCGCUUGCCCACACUGCACUCACCGACAAGGAGAAAAAUGCACAAUUGUUGUUAAAAAAAGGUUUAUCUUGGUGGGACGAGGAUUCGAAUGGAGGAACGGCCAUUCAUUGGGCGACAAAAUGUGCAUCGAUUCGUGUAAUUCGAAUGAUUCUACAAAAUGGGAAAACACCGACGGGAAUUCCGCCAUGUUUGUUGAAAGAUAAAGACGGCGUAACACCAAUUCAUAUCGCUUCUCGCCGACCCAACGAUAAAGUUCUCAAAAUUCUUGUGGAGACAUUGAAGGAGAAAGUCACGAAAGAAGAGCUUUUACUGGACACAAAAGGAAGAAGUCCGAUUCAUUAUGCGGCGGCGAGUUGCUCAUAUGAGUGUUGUCAGUUGCUGAUUGAUUCCGAAAAUCUAAACCUUUUGGUCGAUCAAAAAGAUGUUUACAUGCAGAGUCCGCUGAUGUGCGCGGCUGGGGUUCGACUGCCACAAGCUGUCAAUGUGGUGCUUCUCCUGGGCAAACGAAAACCCCCAGCACUUCCACAUCGAACGAUUGAUGGACAAACUGCGCUACAUUUGGCUGUGGCCGCUGAUAAUAUUCCAGUUGUUGAUGCACUUUUGAAUGAACUUGGAGCGCCAAUACAUGUUCACGACAACGACUACCGUACCCCGUUACAUUAUGCGGCUGAUAUGGGAAAUUUGAAUGCUAUCGAGAAAUUGACUGCGAAAGGGCUGAAAAACACAAAAGAUCGCUUCAACGUCUCUUGCGCCCAUUAUGCAGCUCAAAAUAGCGGCAAAGCGAUGGCAUUGUUGUUGAAAACGCCAACUGGAACAUAUAGAGAAGUUAAAGACGGCGAGAAUCGGAGUUGUUUUAUGUGGGCGGUGGUUGCGGGGAAUAUCGAUGCAAUCGAGUUUCUUCUUCAGAAUUGCCCGCCUAGUCGCCAUGAAAUCGACAGUCACGGUUUGACCGCUUUACAUUUGGCGGCUCUAAUGGGAAAUGAGAGAGUGUGCAAAAUUCUCAUCAAACAAGGAUGGCAUUUGUCGGGCGGAGACAAGAACUUCGCGACUCCAAUCCAUCUGGCUGCGGGACGGGGACACACCGAUGUUGUUUCAUGUCUUGUGACAGCUGGAGCCGACAUGAAAGCUGUCGAUUUUAUGGAUAGAACAGCCAUUUUCGCCUCGUGUUUCGGUGGACAAGCGCACACACUUUAUGUAAUGAUUAGAGAAUUGGGUUUUGAAUGGAGAACGGCUGUGGAGAAUCAGAGUCGUCCGAUCACGGAUGCAAUGGGGCGAACGCCAUUACAUGCAGCCGCCUAUGGCGGUUUCUCUCAUUGUAUCACACAAAUGUUGAAAAUCGAAGAAGAAGACCCGACAGCUCUUUGUAUUCCGUUGGUCGGUGCGGUGGAUAAUAAUUCGGAGACGGCUCUCCAUGUCGCUUCAUAUCGAGGCCGUUUGGAUUGUGUGUUGGUUUUGUUGAAUCACGGAGCGGCAAUCAAUGCAGUCGAUCACAAUUUGAGGACACCGUACAAAUGUGCGCUUGAUGCUGGACAUAAAGCGGUAGCCGAUCAUCUGCGUGCUCAAGGCGCUCUUCUUUAUGAUGAAUUGUGCUCUUUGGCCGCGACAAUUAUUCAAAAUUGGAUUCGAACGAUUCUAGAGGAAAAGAAAAUGAAGAGGAAAAUCCAAUUGCAAGAUCCGCCGUUUGGAAAUCAAAGAAAGAAUAGCCAAAGGAUUUUAGAGAAAAACGAU
Messenger RNA from Mesorhabditis belari, 1848 nucleotides. The record is from the annotation of a GenBank genome assembly. NCBI's taxonomy places the organism in Eukaryota, Metazoa, Nematoda, Chromadorea, Rhabditida, Rhabditidae.